Juglans regia (Persian walnut) is the source of this 1350-nucleotide messenger RNA. RefSeq names its product G-type lectin S-receptor-like serine/threonine-protein kinase At2g19130. Gene Ontology annotation, biological process: recognition of pollen. The record is from RefSeq and is a predicted model, not a curated record. The coding region runs from base 1 to 1350 and encodes 449 amino acids. The transcript has a single exon. Lineage: Eukaryota; Viridiplantae; Streptophyta; Magnoliopsida; Fagales; Juglandaceae.
AUGGCCAUUGAUACAAACGAGACAUUCCUCUUGAUCUUAGUUCUGCUUCUAACACUCAGAGAAAGCUUCACCGUUGCAGAUGAUACCCUUUCGAUGGAUGAGUUUCUCGUAGCGUAUAAUCCCGACGGCCUAUUAUCUAAUAAUAACAAAUUUACACUCGGAUUUUUCCAACGAUCAGGUAAUUCUACAAAAAUCUACCUGGGGAUUUGGUACACAGGGUUUGGAGGCCAGAGGAUUGUUUGGGUAGCAAAUAGAGAAAACCAUUUGUCUAGCCUAUUAACUUCAACACUCGAAUUCUCAGAUGACGGCAAUCUAGUCCUUCUGCAAACUCCCUCCGAGAUAUUUUGGUCCACAAAUUUGAGGUAUCUCCCGCCAAAUUCAACUGAAGCAGCACUUCUUGAUGAUGGGAAUUUUGUUUUAAGAGAUAGGUCGAACCUUUCUACUAUAUUUUGGGAGAGUUUCGACCAUCCAACAAAUGCAUGGCUGCCAGGUGCAAAGCUUGGAAUCGAUAAUGUAGGAAAAGUACCGAAGCGGCUUAUUUCAUGGAGAAAUUCAGAAGAUCCAUCACCGGGUGUGUUCUCGUUCGAUCUAGAUCACCCAAAUGGAGUCUUCCAAUUUAUCUUAGAGUGGAACAACUCCCAUGUUUAUUGGAGUAGUGGAGUUUGGAACAGUUCAUCUUUUCCCUCCGUUCCUCCGGCCUGGUUCCAAGCUGGUAUCUACAAUUUUAAUUUCGUGUCAAAUGAAAACGAAACCUAUGUUACUUAUUCUCUUUCUAGUGUUUCCAGGGUUGACCAUCUUGAGAUUACUUCUACUGGACAGAUCCAGCCUGUUGAGCUGAAGCAGACCUCUCUCCUUAACCCACCUUCUUUACUUUGGGUUCGCCCGAUAUUACUAUCAAAUGUCUUCGCAUUGUGUGGUGCAUUUGGCAUGUAUGACGAUAAUUCAUCUUACCCUUGUGAUUGUCCAAAAGGUUUUGAACCAUUUUCAGAUACGGAUACCAGACUAAAUGAUUGGUCAGAUGGUUGUCGGAGGAAACACCCUUUGGAAUGUGAGAAUCGUAAUGGCAAAAAAGACUGGUUCUUGAAAAUAUCAAACCUGAUAUUGCCUUUUAACAAUACAGCAUAUUCGGUAGUGAGUGCUAAGAGAUGUGAAUUAGCUUGCAUGAAUAAUUGUUCUUGCACAGCUUAUGCACAUAACAGCAACGGGUGUAUGACAUGGGAAGGAUCUCUUUUGAACAUGCAGCGACCCAGCUCAUAUGGUAGUGAGGCAGGACAGGAUAUAUAUCUCAGACUUGCAGCCGAUGAGCGUCAAAGUACCAAAGGCAGGAUGAAUAUGAUGAAACCCACAUAA